UGAAUCCCAGACUAAUAAUCAAAAUAAUCAUAUCCACAUCUCAUCCAAAUGCCAAGAAUCACAGGGGAGCAAAAAAGAAGACACUGUGAUGGGAGAAGAUAUGAGAAUGAAAGCCAUGCUGGGCAGAAUGAACCAGUGCCCCGACCAGUUGAUGAACAGAGUGUCCAGAAGGAAAGUUAGCUGCCGCAUUGUCCAAGAGGAAGGGGCUGCUUUGCCUGCUCCUGCUACUACUAGCAUCACAUCCCAUGGGCACACCUGUACUCCAGGUGCUCCUGCUCGGCCGGUGUACCUUCAAGAGACUGGGAACUGGAAGGAGGCCCAAGAGCAGUUGCUCAGAUACCAGCUGGCAGGCCAAGAUCAGCUGCUGCUGCUAUGCCCAGACCUCAGACAAGAGAGGCAGCAUUUGCCAGGGCAGAGUUGGCUGAGUAAGAAAAGUGGCAACUUGGGGCUUUCCCUAGAGAAGAAAGCCUCCUGUGGGGCCACUGAGGCAUUCUGCCUUCAUUCAGUACACCCAGGAACUAUUCAGGAGCAGCUGUGAUCAGGAACGGUGUGGGCAUUUGGCCUGAAAGGCAGAAUAUUCCAAAUAUUUCUGGAUAAUAAGCAGGGGAAGUGAGGACUGUUUUGCUGGAACAACUGAGAAGAGAGAAUGUGGACUCUGAAUCCCUUUUUCGACUUUAGAAUGGAAAACAGUUAUACAAAUGCGUAUAGACUAAAAAAUGCCUGAUACAUCUUUCACAGCUAUCACAAUCCUAGUUCAAUGCCAGGAAAAUGAUGACACUUGUUAAUUAUUUACCAGUUUGUGACUUAAGCCUGAUUUCAACAACUUAAUAAUGGCAUAAUACUGACUUAUACCAGCAGAGAUUAUUAUUAAGCAGUCUCUGGGUUGACCACCCACAGUGCUUUGAGCUUCUCUUAUGGAAGGGAUCAUGAAAAGGUCUGGUCAGCAACAGUUAAUUCCACUCUGUUACAGAAAAGCAUUUCUUUAUCCGCUAGUAACAUUUGAAGGGACAGUUCAACACCCUGCUCCCUGAUCUGUCAGUGCUUACAUUCCAAACACAAGUCAACUUCCUGGCUUUUUACAAGUGGAUUUUAUUUCAUGGUUUAAAUUCAAUCAUUAUUGGGAGCCUACAGUAGUGCGAGCAUAUCAAAUUUGCACUUCAUGAGUAUUUACACAUGAAAAUUUAUAUUCUCAUGGCCGUUGCUGAGAGUUUAGUUAAGGACAAAGAUGUAAAAAUACCAAGUCUGGGAAAGGAAAUUGUCUAUGGACCACUAUUGUAUUUUUCAGUGAUUCUGUUAGUAGCUGGGUCACAUUUACAACUGGAAAAGAACUACACUGGGAGGUCAGAGAUAGCCAAGUAGCAAGUAGAUGAUCAGCUAACUCCUUUAUCAAAGAACUGCUUUUUGGAGAAGAUGAUGCAUAAAGCUGUGCAAUGAAGGAGAGGCGAGAUUAUGUCACGUGCAACUGUUCUAGGCUGUGCUGGGAGGUUAAGUGGAGAUCAGAACAAAGGUACGCCUGGUAUUGAUACAUUUGGUAAGGGUGUUAAAGGCAGUUUCACCAGAUUCACACAUUUGUAUAGGGCUUAUUUCUUUUCAAACUGAAGAAUACUUUAAGCAGCCUGACUGUGUCCUUGGCUCUGGAUCCAGAAGGCCUUAAUGCUUCAAGCGUGUAAAGAAAAGACGGCAGGAAUGAGGAGAGCUUCCAAGAGAUUGCUCUCAGCUUUUCCUGAUAAUCCUGAAAACCAGGAUUUUCUAAUCUCUGCAGGGUUAAGGGGUUGUGCUGUGGUUGAGUUGGAACAGAGAAAGAAAACACACUCUUUCACUGCUUUAUUCUAAAUAAUGAUGCCCAGGAAUUGGUUCUGUGGGAAGUACUGGCAGAAAGCUGUUUUGUCUGCAGGACAUCAAGAAGGAGGUGUAUAUCGUCCUACUAUUGGCAGAAACGUUUUAACCUCUUCUUUAGGUGUCUGGUGAGUAUCUCAGAUCUUAAGGCUGUCCCUGAAAGGAGGUAGGUAGUUUUCUCUGUGGUCACUGUGUUGGAUUUGCAAGAAAAUAUAAAUAGAUGUUAAGGUCAGUGCUCCCCAGGAGAUUUUAAUCCAGGCUAUCUGUGUUCAGAGACAGAUUUGCAGGACAAUUGGUUUAUAGAAGUUUACUCUGGAAGUACAAGCUGGCUGCCUGCUGAGUAAGUCCUCUUAUUUUGCUUGAGCACCAACAGAAUUAAAAACAUAAAAAACAAACAAAAAAAUACCUCGAAUGACUUAGGAAGAACAUGUCUUCCCUAGUUUAAUUAGUCUCUGUUAUAACCAUUUCUAUAUCUUUUUUGUAGCUUUCAGUCUGUGAAGUCAUUUACCUUUGCAAUGUCUGCUUUAGUACAUGCCUUGGAUCCUCAAAGAGCUGUAAGCUUCAUGGAAAAAACCUUUCAGAAGUGAAGCCUUUUGAGGAUUAUAAAAUGGUGGCAGUGUUAGUCCUUGCUCUACCUCAGUUUACCUGCACAUUCUUUCUUUCAAUUAUGUGGAUUCUUUCACCACUUUAAAUUUUUUCCCAGAUAUUUUUCCUGAGCUCUAUACCAUGCAUUUAGCUGCCUAGUGAGAAUUUCCAGCAGGUUAUCCCAUAGCUACUAGGAAGUUAACACAGCCCUAAAACCUGUUCCUCCUUGUGUUUUUUCCUAACUCAAUGAAUGACAUCACUGUAUUCAGACCAGAAAUCUAGAAGUCAGCCAUGAUUCUUGAUUCUAUCUUGCCCUUCUCAAAGAGUCAGUUGCCAGUUCUGUUAUUUCCGACCCCUUCUUUACCCUUCUCCCAAUCCUUAUCUUCUUACUCUUUAUGUGUCACAUGAUGAAUCUUUCUGGGAGGCAAGUUUUAUCUUAUUCCUCUGUUUAGGAGUAACCAUAGUUAACUUACUAAUUCCAUCCCAGAAAACCUGCAAUUCCUGAGGCCAGAACUGACACUUUGGGCCUAAAUAGCAGCCAUAAAUAUCCCCAGCAACUUGCCAGGCUCUAGCAUGUGACAUGGAGCUUUGGCAUCUAGCUAAAAUUCCUCAACCCAUAGUUAAGCUAGUCCUCUUUCUCAAGAAAAUGAGAGAACUGUGGAAACACUGAAAGCAAAGAGAGCAGCUCUGCAUUCAUUCGUGUCUGGAGAUGAGCCCAUUUGAGCACCACUGUAGGCCAACCCUAAAUUUAUUCAGAUUAUUAAUGUUGGUAACCCAGCAAAUAUUUCCCAACAGUGACCAUCUAUACCCUUUAUCUAAAUAAAUAUUGAGAUGUGCUUUAUUCCUGUGUUAGUUCAAAGAAUCUCUUCUUGCCUCCCAUUGUAUUGAUGGAUUUCUUUCUCUCAAGAGAUUGGUUAAGCUAAUGGUCUAGAGAGUUCAAAAGUGUUUGAAGGUAAUUUUAAGUGUCGUCACCACAAACAAUGCUAUGUAUAUGAGGUGAUGCAUAUGUUAAUUAGUUCAAUUGAUCCAUUCCACAAUGUAUACAUAUAUCAAGUUGUAUAUGAUAAAUACCUACAAUUUUUAUUUGUCAAAUAAUGAACAUCUAUAAAUAUUUAUGGGUCUCAAAAUUAAGAAAGAAGUAUACAUGGAGCUAUGGUUGUUUUCACCAUCUCUCCAUGCUUUUUGUUUGGGGAGGGGCGCUUUUUUGGGUGGACUUUUUGGGGAAAGCACCUGACCAACAGAACUUUGUGUCUCUCCCAAAGUGAGAGAUUCAGCUUAUCUGAUCAAGGUGGAUUUGCCCUUCAAUAGGCUUGCCCUUGUUACUGCCCAAUCAGACCACCAAGGACCAAGAAGACUUGAGUUUUCUGAGGGUCCACCCCUUUCAACAAUUUAGUUGAAUGACUCUCUUCCAUCUAGCAGUCUAACUCCAAAUAUAUGAAAUUACUAUACAUUGAAAUGCAUGCAAACUAUAUGCAAAAAUGAGUAUGAGGAAAUCAAAUGUAAAUCACAUGCAAAUAUUAUUCAACCAAGGUUCUAUAGAAUUGUACAUGUCAAUAACACUAAAGGAUUUUAAUUAAUUCUGCCAUUUAAAUUUGAUGCAUUUAUUCCAUAUUUUGCUUUCAGAAGUUAUAAUAUAUUCAAUGUCAAUUUUGAAAAAAACUAAAGCAGAAGAAAUUAAACACUAUUUAGUAUAGAACCGUUGAUUUCAACAUAUACUACAGCACUGUGACUGAUUACAGAUAUAUUUGAGAGAGAAAUCACAUUUCUAGGUGGUAAUUUUUAAAAUAAAUAAAAUUUUUAUAAACUUAAAUGUGGAUUAAGUGGCAGAAUACAGGGAUUUGGAUGUUUAUAAAUAUUAUUCUAGUAUGUAUUCUUUUUACUUAGGGAUUUCUUUGCUUGGAACAAUUUAGAAAAUUUAUGUAAUGCAUUUGUAGGACUUUCUAGAUUUUAUUGGGAUUCAAAGAAUUAAUUGUCUGUACAUUAUCUCUUAUCAGUCUCAAGGUAAUAUUAUCUAUUAUCACUUUACCUUUUAUUUCAAAAUUAGUAGCUAUAACAAGAUGAAGGAAAUACCCACUCUUCUCUCCAUUUUAUUAAUAAAAAACAGUCAGUUGCCAUAAUUUUGUUAUGGUCCAAAGCAAAUUGCAAAAUUUGUUUGGACUAUAUUUUUUCCUUUUAUCACUUCUUCAAAUUAAUGGUAUAUCAUUUAGUAGAAUGACUCACAUAGAAAAGUAUUUAAGUUAUGCUGUUAUAUAGUAAAAAAGCAAAUCACAAAAAAGUCUGCACAGCAUGCUUUUACUAUAGUUUGUUUAUGUAUAGAACAAUUAUGAAAAGAUAGCCAAGAUAAUUUUGUAAGUAAUAGUUACGUCUGGGGAGUGGAGUAGAAAAUAUGGAUUUAUUUGCACUUCAAAUUUUAUAUACUUUUGUAUUGCAAUACUUUUAUAAAUAUAUUUACUGUUAAAUUUAAAA
Molecule: messenger RNA, 4887 nt
Organism: Cebus imitator (Panamanian white-faced capuchin)
Lineage: Eukaryota; Metazoa; Chordata; Mammalia; Primates; Cebidae
Product: fibrocystin-like
Exons: 2
Coding region: 89-538 (149 amino acids)
Source: RefSeq, a predicted model, not a curated record